GGCACCAACCAUAAAAAAGCCGAGAUUAAAAUGAAUAAAUCAAAAAUGCGGUAGAUUAAUAAAUGAGACUUAUUAAACGCACACUGUUUUUGAUUACUUUUUGAUAAUUGUUUUUACUUUAAAGUACAAUCGUUGUGCCUUUGAAGCACUAGUGAGUUUUUUAUUCGUGUAUUUUUGUGAUAAUAACCCCAAACAGUGUAAAUAAAGUGACGAAAAACUUAUGUUUAAUCAAUUUUGUUAUCGUAUUGAAUAUAAUAAUUGUUUUAAUAUUUUUGAAACACUUAAAACCAAGUUAAUAUAACUAUAAACUUUGAUGCCGCCAUCUGUUUAAAUUUGACUACGAGUACCAACAUGUUGACAGUUUGGAGUCAAUAAUUUGACAAAGUACCUUUCGUUUAAAGCGGCAUCAUCUGCCGCUUUCAGUUUUCAUCAUUGUGGGGCUGUCGAUCCAAUACCCCCCAUGCUUGGGGUGGGAAGCUUUAACGGAAGCGGAGCCCUGGUCCGGGCAUACUCCCCGGUGACGUUAAGCCAUGAAUGGCCCAAGAUCAGCCGCCUUCUUCUUAUGCUUUUCUGCUCCUGUUUCGGAUCCACCAUGAACGGUUUCUUCGUCGCUUCCUUUUUCAUAGAGCACACGUUAAGGAAAGCUGGAAACGUAUAUUUGGCAUGCGUCGGUAUGGCAGACCUCGUGAUGACCGCGGGUGUGACUUCUGUAUCUGCAGUCGUCAUACUUUCUGGCCAGUGGGACAAUAUUCAAGUCUGCAAGGCUCUACAGUUUCUUGGCUUAACGUCUACCUACUGCUACGGUAUCUAUUUCGCGUUCGUAGCAGUCGAAAAUUUUUAUAGAGUUUGCCGUACGCCUGAUGAAUAUGCUGUGUUCAUGUCUAUGCGGAUCGAUGUCGUAUGCUUAUUAAUCUUCUUCGUGAAUAUGGGACUCAGUGCUGCCGGCGUUUAUAUGGACCUUGACUAUGACUACUGUGAACGGCAACAUUAUGGCAACUUCUACUUCAGGAUUUUCACGACGGUUAUUGUCCAAGCAGUGCCGGCCGUCUUGACUGUGUUGUUUCUCUUUAUAUCCUCCAUACGAGUUAAGCGGCGGGCUCGGUCCCAAAUACAAUACAAACGAUCGCACCUCUAUGACCGCGAAUAUUCAACCACAUCAAUUAACACAACAGCUUAUAUAUUCUUCAUGAUAGCUUGGACUCCCUACGUCAUAAUCGUUCACGAAUUCCCUAACACCAGCGACGCUGUUUACUACAACAUGAUGGCCAUUGGCUUGUUCCGCUCCGCGUUAACCAGCUCCAUUUACGGUAUAUUCAAUAUGAACUUUCGUCGAGCGUAUGCGCAUCUUUUUAAUUACUGCUGCUGCAAAAGUUCCUUGUCAAGUUCGAUUUCCAAUCGGCCCAGGCGGGCAAUCGAAUACAAAUCUACGAUCGGCGAAGUAAGGGUCCAUAUUAUGCAUCAGGCCGUCACUAUGAGUCACUCACGCGUUACUUACUGGCAGGAGACUCAGGAAUUGUAAGUGCCAUAAAAACAUCCACAGU
Vanessa tameamea is the source of this 1541-nucleotide messenger RNA. RefSeq names its product melatonin receptor type 1B-B-like (gene Mtnr). Gene Ontology annotation, biological process: cellular response to light stimulus; G protein-coupled receptor signaling pathway; phototransduction. The transcript has 5 exons. Gene Ontology annotation, molecular function: G protein-coupled photoreceptor activity. The record is from RefSeq and is a predicted model, not a curated record. The coding region runs from base 461 to 1519 and encodes 352 amino acids. Gene Ontology annotation, cellular component: plasma membrane. NCBI's taxonomy places the organism in Eukaryota, Metazoa, Arthropoda, Insecta, Lepidoptera, Nymphalidae.